Neltuma alba is the source of this 1863-nucleotide messenger RNA. Its product is annotated as probable aspartyl protease At4g16563. NCBI's taxonomy places the organism in Eukaryota, Viridiplantae, Streptophyta, Magnoliopsida, Fabales, Fabaceae. Gene Ontology annotation, cellular component: extracellular region. Gene Ontology annotation, biological process: proteolysis. The record is from RefSeq and is a predicted model, not a curated record. Bases 90 to 1478 code for a protein of 462 amino acids. The transcript has a single exon. Gene Ontology annotation, molecular function: aspartic-type endopeptidase activity.
CCAAAUCCCAACGCAUUAUGGUUCACUCCCCCGUCCUUCAAUCUCUCUGCUUUUCACUUCCCGUUCUCAUUUCUCGCUAAACUUCUUCAAUGGCUUCUCCACCCAUUCUUCAUCUACUGUGUCUCUUCUCUCUCAUUUCCUUCACUUCAUCAUUCGCAUCCAUUACUCUUCCUAUCUCGCCCUUGCACGCCAAACACCCGUCUUCUGAUCCCUUUCAGACCCUCAAAGUAGUUGCCUCUGCUUCCCUGACCAGAGCUCACCACCUCAAGCACUACAAAUCCAAUUCCAGCUCUUCCAUCAUCAAGACCCCCGAUUACCCCAAAACCUACGGUGGAUACUCCGUCGAUCUUAGAUUCGGCACACCCCCUCAAACCUUCCCUUUCGUCCUGGACACCGGAAGUAGCCUCGUCUGGUUCCCUUGCUCCUCUCGUUAUCUCUGUUCCAGAUGUUCCUUCCCCAACAUCGAUGCCUCUAAACUCCCCAAGUUUAUCCCCAAGAAUUCUUCUUCCGCCAAGUUUGUCGGUUGCAGAAAUCCAAAAUGUGGUUGGAUUUUCGGCCCCGAUCUUCAGUCCCGAUGCCAACAAUGCGAACCCGGUGCCCGAAACUGCUCGCAGAUUUGCCCCACUUAUAUAAUUCAGUAUGGUUCGGGUUCAACCGCUGGCUUGUUACUUUUAGAGAGCCUCGACCUUCCAGGGAAAAUCGUACCCGAUUUUGUCGUUGGGUGCUCCAUCAUGUCGAUCCGUCAACCGGCCGGCAUCGCCGGGUUUGGUCGAGGCCCUGAAUCGCUGCCUUCGCAGUUGGGUCUAAAGAGAUUCUCUUACUGCUUGAUCUCUCACCGGUUCGACGACUCCACAGAAAGCAGUGACCUCAUUUUGCAGAGUGAGUCCUCCGGCGGCACUAAAACCGAUGGCCUUAGCUACACUCCAUUUCAAAAAAACGCAGCCGCAAGCAACCCAGCAUUCCACGAGUAUUAUUACUUAACUAUUCGAAAAAUCAUCAUCGGUGGCAAGGUGGUCAAGAUUCCGUCCAAGCGUUAUGAGCCAGAUUCAGACGGUAAUGGGGGCACCAUAGUGGACUCAGGCUCCACCUUCACAUUCAUGGAAAGGCCCAUUUUCGAUAUGGUGUCACAAGAAUUCGAGAAACAGAUGGCUAAUUAUACAAGAGCCAAGGAAGUAGAAACCCGAUCCGGUUUGAGCCCCUGUUUCGAUUUUUCAGGCCUGAACUCGAUUUCUUUCCCGCAAUUCACCAUCAAAUUCAGAGGGGGUGCCAACAUGACAUUGCCCGUAGAGAACUAUUUCUCGUUGGUGGGCGAAUCGCAGGUUGCCUGCUUGACGAUUCUCUCGGACAACGGGACCAUCCCGGCGGUGGCCGGGGGGCCGGGGGUGAUUUUAGGGAACUAUCAGCAGCAGAAUUUCUACGUGGAAUAUGACUUGGAAAAUGAGAGGUUUGGAUUUGGACCUCGAAGUUGCAAGAAGUAAACCUAGGCACAUUCGUCGCAAGAACGCCUUGACUGGGACGGGGCGAUUAGGUAACCGAGUGGACGACUCAUUGACUCGCCGCGGCGGUGGGUGCGGCAGAGAUGAUGACCGUUGGAUACCGCCGUUAGUAUGACGGUAUACGAAGGGCCUGGGGUGUGGGGUGUUGCGGUGGCCGCCUGAUCUGAUUUGUUUUAUUUUUGUUGAUUAAUAAUGAUUGAAAUAACACGGAACAGUGGGCGGAAGUACAGCUUAUUGAUAUUAGUUUAUUAUUAUCUUUCAAUAAUUGUAUCAUCAAAUGUCGAGGUUGGAAUAAUGAUUCGGUAAUUAAAGAAUUCAGACAUUUCUGUAUCGUGGUAUUAUUAAUUGAAUUUACGAAAUUACAGUG